CCCUUAUUUAAACCAUUCCACCCCUGCCUCUUCUCCUCCCCCCUCCGCCUCGUGCUCUUUCUCGCCUUUGGUUUGGAGAGCCCGUGAAGCCUCGAGACCUCUCUCGCCUUGCCCUGCCGCUGUGCUGUUGCAUUGCAGUCCGCGAGCCUUGAGCUGCUAGCUCUUUCUUCACCACAGCUUGAGACAUGGAGUUCGAAGACCGUUGCCACAUGGUCCAGGAGCCCAAGUUCGACUGCCUGCUCUUCGACCUCGACGACACUCUGUACCCGCUGAGCUCCGGGAUCUCAGGUCAUGUCAAGAAGAACAUCGAAGAUUACAUGGUUGAGAAGCUGGGUAUUGACGAGAGAAAGAUCGAGACCUUGGGCAAUCUACUAUACAAGAACUACGGCACAACGAUGGCCGGCCUCAGGGCGAUUGGCUACAGCUUUGAUUACGAUGAGUACCACGCAUUCGUUCAUGGAAGACUGCCCUACGAUAACAUCAAGCCCGACCCUGUUCUCAAGCACAUUCUCAAGAACCUGCGCAUCCGCAAACUAAUAUUCACCAACGGUGACAAGAUUCAUGCCAUGAGAGCCCUCAAGAGGCUGGGCCUGGAGGACUGCUUCGAGGGGAUCAUCUGCUUCGAGACCCUGAACCCGCCGUGCCCACCGCAGGGCGACCAGGAGCCCGAGAUCUUUGACAUCGCCGGCCACUUCGCUCGUUCCGGCAGCGUCGACGAGCUGCCCAAGACCCCCGUCCUGUGCAAGCCCAACGUCGACGCCAUGGAGGAGGCGCUCAGGAUCGCCAACGUCAACCCCCAUAAGGCUAUUUUCUUCGACGACAGCGUACGCAACAUCCAGGCCGGGAAGCGAAUUGGCCUUCACACAGUGCUGGUCGGCACAUCGCACCGGGUGAAAGGCGCAGACCACGCGCUGGAGAGCAUCCACAACAUCAGGGAGGCGCUGCCGGAGCUGUGGGAGGAGGCCGAGAAGGUGGAGGACGUGCUCUACUCCGACCGCGUUGCGAUCGAUACCUCGGUCACCGCAUAAACACCCCGCUCUCCUCCGGUGCACCGUCAGCAGCUCUUUCUCGAGAUGCGAACCACAACGACCAUACAUCACCCCGGGCCAAGACUGUCUUCAAUUCAGUUGGAAUUCAGCGUUGGCAGAAUGGCAGGGCCAACAAUUUCCGACAACAGGUGGGGUGCAGCAUGUAAGGGGGGAAUAGAUGAGAUCAUGUUGGGACGGUCCUAAUAUAUAGAUGUAUUCGUCAGA
Phragmites australis (common reed) is the source of this 1253-nucleotide messenger RNA. RefSeq lists its product as uncharacterized. The record is from RefSeq and is a predicted model, not a curated record. The transcript is spliced from 8 exons. NCBI's taxonomy places the organism in Eukaryota, Viridiplantae, Streptophyta, Magnoliopsida, Poales, Poaceae. Bases 186 to 1028 code for a protein of 280 amino acids.